Amyelois transitella is the source of this 8540-nucleotide messenger RNA. It is a transcript of the gene gpp, whose product is annotated as histone-lysine N-methyltransferase, H3 lysine-79 specific. Gene Ontology annotation, biological process: DNA repair; DNA damage checkpoint signaling; regulation of transcription regulatory region DNA binding. NCBI's taxonomy places the organism in Eukaryota, Metazoa, Arthropoda, Insecta, Lepidoptera, Pyralidae. Gene Ontology annotation, molecular function: histone H3K79 methyltransferase activity. The transcript has 16 exons. The record is from RefSeq and is a predicted model, not a curated record. Gene Ontology annotation, cellular component: nucleus. Bases 161 to 3796 code for a protein of 1211 amino acids.
UUUAGUCGGCCAUGAUUGAAAUAAUUUCAACAUGGCGCCCGGUCGUUCGGAGUGUGUGUGUGUGAAAGUGCAGUGAAAUUAUGUUGUUAUCUAGUGUUUUUAGUGAUAAUUUUAGUGUGUAAGUGAAAAGUGUGUGUUUUAAUGCAGCGGUUUCCUUAUCAUGGCAUUGGAUUUACGCCUGCAUUCUCCUGCAGGCGCGGAACCUGUUGUUUAUACAUGGCCCCUCACUUCAGGUCAUGGUUCGGACAAACACGAUGGGGCCUUGGAGAUAGUAGAAACAAUUCGAUGGGUGUGCGACGACUUGCCGGAGAUGAAGGCGGCGCUGGAGAACAACAUCUUGUGCGAUUACGACACUCAUUCGUACGAGAGCAUGCGGGCGUUGUGCGACCGCUUCAACCGCGCCAUAGACUCCGUUGUUGCAUUGGAGAAGGGGACAUCACUGCCGACUCAGCGUUUAAACAAAUACCCUUCGAGGGGAUUACUGAAGCACAUUCUUCAACAGACAUACAACCAAGCAGUCGCAGAUCCUGAUAAACUGAACCAAUAUGAACCAUUCUCACCUGAGGUGUAUGGCGAGACUUCAUACGAGUUGGUAUGUCAAAUGAUAGACCAAAUAGACAUAACGGCUGAAGAUGUGUUUGUGGACCUGGGUUCAGGCGUGGGCCAAGUGGUGCUACAGAUGGCCGCCGCGACACCCUGUCGGGUUUGUCUGGGUGUCGAAAAGGCUGAAGUUCCUAGUAAAUAUGCUGAGAGUAUGGACUCCCAUUUUAGAACUUGGAUGAAAUGGUAUGGAAAGAAGUAUGGAGAAUAUAAAUUAAUAAAAGGCGACUUCCUACUGGAUGAGCACAGAGAAAAAAUUAAUGCAGCCACCAUUGUCUUUGUAAAUAACUUCGCUUUUGGCCCUCACGUAGACCAUCAAUUAAAAGAACGGUUUGCCGAUUUGAAGGAUGGCGCUAAAAUAGUAUCAUCAAAGAGUUUUUGUCCAUUGAACUUCAGAAUAACGGACAGAAACCUAAGCGACAUCGGGACCAUUAUGCACGUUAGUGAAAUGUCACCGUUAAAGGGAUCCGUCUCGUGGACAGGAAAACCAGUCUCAUACUAUUUACAUAUUAUAGAUAGGACCAAAUUGGAGAGAUACUUUCAAAGACUGAAAAAUCCGAAACUCAAGGUCAGCAAAAGGGGCGCACAGAAUGGGAUAGAGGAGGGCGAAAGUAGCGGCAAGCGGCAUUUAAGUGCGCCGCCGACAAGGCAGCCCACUCCCGAUCUUCUCAACGGAAACAGCAACCACAGCACGGGUUCUCUUCCCGAGCGUAGAAAGAAAGUCGUUAGGUCGAGACCUGUAAGGGGCGAUAAUGGCAGAACGCGGGCGCGUGCCGCGGUGGCGAAACGGCGCGUGGCGCGGCGCUCCAGCGACGACAGCGACGAGGAGUCCAGCGGCACCGACGACGCCGAGCCCGGGCCCGAGCCCGCGCCCCGCGAGUGGGGCGCGCCCUGGGCCUCGUCUUCAGACUCGAACCGGUCUCGCCGGUCGGGCAGCAAGCGCAGCGCGAGCGCGGGCGGCGCCCGCCGCCGCGCGGCCCGCGCCAAGCGCCGGCGGCAGGCGCCCGCCUCCAUCGCCGGCCUCGACCUGCUGCACUCCACCACGCUCGCCUCUACGCUGCACAAUGGCGCUGUGACGGCGCCGCCGCCGGGCUGCGUGGAGCAGCGGCUGUCGGCGCUGGGCGUGCAGCUGCAGGCGGCCGACCGGCUGCACUCGGAGCUGGACAUCCCGCGCUCGCCGCACACGCCCUACAGCCUGCAGCUGCUGCUCGACAUGUUCCGCGACCAGUACCUCGCCUUCAUCCACCGCAUGAACCAGCCCGAGUACGCAGCGGAGAUCCGCCAACAGAUCGACAAGGAGAAGGAGAGAAAUCAAAAACUGAAAUCACGGGCUACACAGUUAGACAAGCAAAUCAGCGUGCUCAUCAGCGACAGUGUUGCGUUACUUAAAGCGCGUAUGAGCGAGUUAGGAAUACACGCUAACAACACGGUUGAUUUGCUCGCAAAGGCGAAAGAAAUUGUCGGCAGACACAAGGAGCUCCAAAGUAAAGCAAGUAAACUCCAAGCACAAGUAAACAACAUUGAAGCGGAACAAGCAAUGCUUGUCAAACAGAGGACGUUCGAAAUAACUGAAAAAUAUCGCCAGCUGGGUCACAUACCGCCCGACGUUGAAAUCACACAAGCGAUCGCCCAUGACUGCAUUCUAAAAGAAAUAUCCGCAACACUAGCACACAGAAAACGGUUACACACGCAAGUCGGUCUUCUUCAGAACGAAAUAAUUCAAAUGGAGAGAGCCAGUGAACAGCAAAAGGCCAUACCUCCGAGCGUACCGGUCGCCACGGUGAAACCUCAUACGGUCAAUAAUAAACCAAGGAAGUCUAGGGAGCAUAGAUCGCGGUCACAGGAGUGGCCGGAUGUACCGGAUGUGGGUAAAAUUGAGGAACAAAAUCCGGAAUUACUUGCUCAGAAAAUACUUGAGACCGGCAGGCAAAUCGAAGCUGGCAAGAUUGCUAAACCAAAUGUAAUAGUGAACGGGUACGCGCGCGAAAACGAGCGGCAUCCAGACCAUAGAGCAGAGCACCGCGGGCGCGCCGUGGCGCCGGUGCCGCGCGCGCAGCCGCCGCCGGCGCGCGCGGCCGCGCUGCCGCACAAGCACUCGCCCGUCAAGCCGCAGAAGGCGCUCAGCGUCGUCAACAAGGUGCAGGAGUCGCCCAAGGUAAUAAACUUCGAGGACCGGCUAAAAAGCAUCAUCACGUCCGUCCUGAACGAGGACCAGGAGCAGCGUAAGGCUGCCCGCACGCCCACAGCGGCGCCGCACCCAUACAGCAACGGGUACGUGCGUGCGGCGGGCGCGGGCGCGGGCGGCGGGGAGCGCGGGGCGCCGGUGCCGGCGGGAGGCGGGUACGGGCCGCGCGCGCCGGCGCCGCAGUACGCGCGGGCGGCGGCGCGCGACGUGCGCCGCGACCGCUACCCGUACGAGCGCCGCGACGCGCCGCGCCACGCCGCGCCGCACCACCACAUGCACGCCAGGGAACAUGUACACCCCUCGCAGCCGGACUACACGCAGGUGUCUCCUGCGAAAUUGGCACUCCGUCGACAUUUAUCAGCAGAACGUUUGGCGGCUCCGGCGCGCACGAUCGGUGACUUAGUGAACGGCGAGAUCGAGCGGACGUUGGAGAUCUCCAACCAGAGCAUCAUUAACGCGUGCGUCAACAUGAGCGCGCGCUACCAGGAGCCCGACCAUCGCGCGUCGCACCAACCGCUAGAAGGUCUGGCAGCGUGUUUGCAAGCUCGCGUGCUGGCGUCGGAAUACUGGCGCGGACGCAGCGGCGGCGAGCCUGAGGAUGGCAGGCGUCGCUCUCCGCCCCCCGACCCGCACUCAAACACCUCCACGCCCCUGGUCGACGAGCUGCCCGACCCCGCUCGACACCCAGAGACAGAAGGAGGAGAGGAGGUCGACGAGAGCAAAUGGCAGGAUCGGAUCGCCUUCAGAUUCGACCAGAUCAUAUCGUUCGCGUCGACCGCCGUGGAAGACAAGCGGCGGCGGUCGGACGAGGCGUGCAACACGUCGCCGGACUCUGGCAUCGGCAGCGCGGGCGCGGGCGCGGCGGCGGGCGGCGCGCGCGGCGCGGGCCCGGCGCGCUCGCCGUCGCCGCUGCCGGCGCACCACUUCAAGAAGCGGUUCUUCCGGCGCGAGCGCUGGGGCGCGUGGAGCGGCGCGCCGCCGCCCGUGGACUGGGAGCGCCCGGCGAUGUGACGCACCUAGCGCUGCGACGUGUGCCGCUUCGCGCACCGCCGCUAGCAGUGGCGCUUUAGCGGAAUUAUACAACACUGCCGACGCGAGGGAACGCUAAUGUUAUGCUUAUGUAAAUAGAGACGGAUAGGCGGACUGCGGGAAUAAAUGUUCGCGGCUAGAAUUGACUUUGACCUGUUCGAACCCUUACCAUGUUGUAUCGGAGAUGAUUUAAACGAACUUAUUAUUAAAACUAACAAAAUUUCCUGAUACCAGUUUUGACAUACCUUUGUUUAUUCCGACAAUAGGUUACGGCGGUAAAUUUUAUUACGCUACAAAUUUAUUUAUUUUUCGUUUUACAGUUGAAAACUUUUCUAGCAAUUUAUACUUAUUCCUGUUCGUAAACGCUCAUUUGAAGCUGCGAUAGCCGCCAAUCUCUCCUCAUAUGUUGAUCGUGUCGAUUUUUUUUUGUUAUAUAUUUUUUCGAAUAUAUAAUGUAAUUAUGUAUAUUACUGAGUUUAUUUUAUGUUUAAGACUUGUAAUUAUUUAACGUUAGGUUAUAUCGCCGGUUCGUCGAGGCGCUCCGAAAAACGUUCGCGCCGCGGCGGUUUGUAUUUCAUGUGUUCAUUUAGGUCUUAGAGUCUGAAAUACAUUAUUCGGUGAUGACGCAGCGGAUCUUUCUUAACGCCGGUCGUUUGAUGAAUGUUUGUUGUUUUAUGAGUUUUUGUUUUAUGAUGUUAUGGAAAAACGACUCUGAAUAAUGCUAAUCAUUUCUUUGAGAUUUAAAGAAAUAAUACCUAGCUUAGCUAUAACGUGUUUAUUAACAUUAUGGGUCUUUAUGAAGAACAAGGAGGUGUAGUGUAAUAUCUAAAUAUAAUAUUGCAGCCACUGCACAUGGUUAAGCUGCCGGUAUACAAGACGGUCCUACAAGUAGGUUUUAGUAAUCUUAACGACAAAAAUAGCUCGUGGUCAAUGAGAAAUCGUAAAGAAAAGUCAAUAUAGGUGUAAAAUUAUGACAAAUUGUAGAAUAUAGUUGUUAGUAAAUGUGAUCCUUUUUUGAAUAUGAAAAUACAAUCAUUUUUUUUCUAAAUAGCGAACAUGUGUUAAUAGUUUGAUCUAAUACAACUUAUUAACUUCUGUUUUCAAACCCCAGCUUUCACUUAGAAUUCAUAAAUAGAAUCUUUGGAGUUUCUAUUUUAGUGAAGCUAGUUACAUUUCACAUUUUAGGGCCUAAUUAUUUAUGUAACAAAAACUACUUUUUUUAUUUUCUUUUCAUAUUUUUACAUUCAGUUCAUGAAUGUUUGGAAGCUACUUUGGAGUUUUCUAAAUAUAUAACGAUUACGAGUUUUCAUUUUUUUAUUUUACAAGUUAUAGAUGUUGGUUGACAACUCACGAAUCGUUAAAUCGACCUCGAGCUAUUUGUAAUAAAUAAGUACAUUUUUGGUUUGCUUUCUAUAAAUACAAUAUCGGAAAUAGUGUUUUGAUUAAAGUGGUCUGUAUUUUUGUACUGAUUGAAAUACGAUUGAAAAAUAAUAAAUAAAUUUGAAGUGAUUCCUUGGAUAGUCUGUGUUUUUAAAAAUAUCUUUACAUUUAAAUAUAUUACAUAGUGCCAAAUCCCAUAUUUUUAUACUGAUUGUUGUGGUAUUUGUCACUCAGUGGUUGAAACAGGAAUAACUUCAAGUCUAUAUUAGGUUUACGGGUAUAGUUAAUUCAAGGGAUGGGAGCAGUCUAGUUGUUGGUUGUCUGGUGCCUGGACUGGCUCUUUUUAUUUAUGUAGCACACUGUCUUAUGAUUAACAUUGGGAAUGAAGAACAGAUAAAUGAUUCGACUUUAAAUAUUAUUAAGUCAACCUACUAAAGAAUUUCCAUAUUUAAUUAUUUACAAAUCUUAAUUAGUUGAUUUAAAACAUUUUGUUUUACUUACUUGGUCUGAGAUUUUUGUCCUACAAAACAAGAUUUUAAGUUGCACUAUGGAUUAGAGUUGAUGUUAGUUUGUUUUUUCGGUAUAAAAAUAUUUUUGUUCUUUACUAAGCAAUGUUUAUUAAAUUGUGAAGUUUAGUUAAUUAUACUAUUUAUUUUUUCAAUGGGCAUGUAAAUGAACUGAUUAAUUUUAUGGACUAACGUGCCUUGCCAUCAAUCUUAUGGAAAUUUAGAUAAUAUACAUCUCUUAUAUGAAAUCAAUAAAGGAAACAAAACUGCUAGUACGAUAUCCUAUGCAUUUUGGAACGAGGCAAGAUGUAAAUAACAUUAAGGGCUUCCAUAGCGAUGCGCCUGAAUUACAAACUGAAAAUUUUGAUUGUUUACCUCUUGUCUCACAUGAAAGUUAAUGAUGAAAAUGUUUCACAAUGUAAUAGAAUAAAUAUUGUUCACUGCCUUUUCAAAUAUCAUGCAAUAAUGUCUUGGUUCACAACGUAAUUUAAAUUCAUUUAACAAGUUAUAGCAAUAAUAACAAGUGAAUAGGGACCACUGAGAAAAAGAGCCACACCUGUGUAACUUAGUUUUCAAUAGUUGUCUUCACUUCUUCAAUAACACCUUAUUAAAAUAGUAAAAAACGUCCAAUGAGUAUGUACCUAUGUAAUAUUUAGUUAUAUUCAAGAAGGAACAUUGGCUGAAUUGUUCGUUAGUUAAUCAACUAUGAAUUUAAGGUACAGAAGAGUUGUCAACGUAGCCUUAUUUUUAAAUAAAAACAUGUACCUAAACCAUAGACUAAAGACUAACUGCAAGCCAAAGAUAAGUAUAUGGGCCGGCCCUUUGAAGUCUAUACAAUGUCCUUACAUUUAAACGAAGUUUGAUUUUAACAGUGGUUUUUUAUAAACAUUUUAGGUAGAUCAGUUAUAAUGUUUAUUGGAUUACCAUAAGAUAAAUUAUGACAAAAGGUAGUACAAAUUAACGUCCAUCUGAUAAACUUACAAUUAACAACAUAAAAUUUCCAACAUUUUUUUACCUAUAUAAAACUUUGUUUAAAUGUUUAUCAUAACGAAAACAAUGAAAACAUAACAUCUUUCGUCAAGUUAUGCUUUUGAAUGUUUCCUGACAGUUGACACAGAAAAUCUCAGUUGGUGAAUUAAAUUUUCAAGAUUACUAUAUGCAACUAACUUCUCUUCGUCAUAGAGAUGACGUCACAGUUCUGAUAAAUGACAUUACUCAUUUUCACAAAAAUAAAUCGAUAAAUAAAUCUAUUGAUAUUUUUUUGGAUCUUCAAUAUGAAGAAACAGUUAAUUUUUUGUUGGAGGUUUUAAAAAAAAUUAAAUGUUAUCAAUAAGGGCCCGUCAAGUUAGUUUUUAGUCUAUGAUGUUAACUCAUGAGAAACAACAAGUCGGCCAGUUAUUAGCCACAUGUUACGUCGAACAAAUAGAGCAAUUAUCAACAAUACGCUUCGUCAAAUGGCUACUAAGGUUUACAUGCAACAUAACAUGCUUCGUCGACUAGAUACAAUGAAACAUGAGCAAAAAGCUUCUUUAAAAUAACAUAUCCAUGUUUCGUCAAUUAUGUUAAAAUAUCCGCAAAAUUCUUCGUAAAAAUAUUGAAUAUUAAUGUUGUGGAAAGUGUGAAUCUGAAACAAUAAGUUAAAAAAUUGUUAAUCAGAACAGAACUUUCUAGUGAUGUUUUGAGAAAAUGCCAAGGUAUUAGGAAAUAGUUAACGAUUUAAAAAUUUCAAAAAUCUUUCCUCAGUAAUAUAAUUUGAAAUAAGCAUACUCCAAUAGUGGCCUUUUUUAUAGUUCAUCGAGAAUCGGCGGAAUAUGUUUGUAAUUAUAAUAGUCGUAGUUAACAGCUAGAUUAGAUUAUAAAAACGGUUUUAAGUGAACCGUUUUCAAAAUUGCAAAACCAAAAUUUUUUUAAAAAGUUUUUAUGAUUUCUGUUUAUGCUAUUGUACAUUCAACAAAAGUUUUAGGGGCAUGAGUGAUAAUAGCUAAAAAGUUCUUUAAUACGUAAUUCAUACCAAGUCCCAUAAAAAAAAAUACCAUGAAACUUGGUAAUUAUAAUUCCCAUCCCAUUACAUUGUUUGCUGUUAAAAUGUUUUUUAUCAAAAUUUGCACUAAUAUAUAUUUAAUUGUAGAUAAGGAUUUAAAUUGAAAUUCAUGUAAAUUAUAAUGUGUAAUUAUGUGUCGAUUAAUAAAUUUGAGCAAUGGUUAUCGUUAGAAACAUGAGUACUGUGUUUAAGAAUGGGAUUCUCUUGAUAUAUAAAUCUUUAGAAUGCACAAACGACCACUACGAUGUAAUAAUUUUCUUUGUGUAUUUUAGUAUUUUGAACGAAUACAUUCACAAUUUAUUCGUUCAUAAUUUUGCAGACAUGAAGAUAGUGAUGUAUGUCAUUUUCAACAAAAUAUUUUGAUACCUAAUAAUAAUUUGUAAAAUAAAAGAUGUGCGACUUGGUCGUUUGCUGUAUUCUAAAUAUUGGAGUGUAAUGGUUUGAUUGUGCCUGAAAACUCAUCAAUGCCGCUCCAAACCUCAAAAUUAUGUAUUUCUAAUGUAAGUAAGCUUAAUUCGAUUCUGAAGUACCGAUAGUAGUAUGUUACGGCAUAAAGGUAAUUGUGAAGGAUUAACUCGAAGAGUGAUUACAUUAUUCAGUUUUGAUUUAGUUUUAUUUUUGAUGGGGAAUAUGAGCUAAUCUGUGUGACGUUAUAGUGUCUAAAAUAGUACAAAUGAGAAGACUUAUUGUCAUAAGCCUCGGACUAUUCAACAAUUGAAAAUGCUAGGUUUGAGAUGUAUCCCUGUGUACUAGUUUUAUUUUGUACUAAAAGUUAAAAUAAAUGAGUAAUUACUUAAUU